AUGUACGAUGCCCACAUUCCGUCUGACCCCAAGCCGUGCAAUGGUUGCAUCUGGCACAGAUUCUCCUUCCCUUGUAGGCACUCGCGGCAUGUAUGGCAGUUACUACGACAGUACACCGCGACGUACAUGCCUGUAGUGAUCUUCGGAUACUUCUCCGCGACUGCGCUGCCUAACUCUGCGACAACCCCAGCACCCUCAUGUCCCAUCGUGAAGGAAUCGCUUGUGAGAGCUUCUAGGUUGAUCGCAUCUCGAUGGUAUAAGGCAGAAACGUCGGAGUGA
Molecule: messenger RNA, 279 nt
Organism: Somion occarium
Lineage: Eukaryota; Fungi; Basidiomycota; Agaricomycetes; Polyporales; Cerrenaceae
Source: the annotation of a GenBank genome assembly